Cygnus olor (mute swan) is the source of this 3649-nucleotide messenger RNA. Its product is annotated as activated RNA polymerase II transcriptional coactivator p15-like. Gene Ontology annotation, cellular component: transcription regulator complex; nucleus. The record is from RefSeq and is a predicted model, not a curated record. Gene Ontology annotation, biological process: positive regulation of transcription initiation by RNA polymerase II. Gene Ontology annotation, molecular function: transcription coactivator activity; DNA binding. Lineage: Eukaryota; Metazoa; Chordata; Aves; Anseriformes; Anatidae. Bases 111 to 488 code for a protein of 125 amino acids. The transcript has 5 exons.
UUUUAGGGUCUUUCUUUUUGCUCUGUUCGAGCUGCUGCCAUUUUGUCUGUUCCUUAUCUCUCGAUAUCUGACUGCUAGGAGGUUGAUGCCUCCUGGGUGGCGCGCUGAGAAUGCCUAAGUCAAAGGAACUUGUGUCUUCAAGCUCAUCUGCCAGUGAUUCAGAUAGUGAAGCUGACAAAAAGGCCAAGCGGAAAAAGCAAGCAGCUCCAGAAAAGCCUGUAAAGAAACAAAAGAUGGGUGAAAGCUCGAAAGGUGCCGCUUCUAAGCAAAGCAGUAACAAAGAUGAGAAUAUGUUUCAGAUUGGCAAAAUGAGGUAUGUCAGUGUUCGUGACUUUAAAGGGAAAGUCUUAAUUGAUAUUAGAGAGUAUUGGAUGGAUCAAGAAGGUGAAAUGAAGCCGGGCAGAAAAGGUAUUUCUUUAAAUCCAGAACAGUGGAACCAGCUGAAGGAACAGAUUUCUGAUAUUGAUGAUGCAGUAAGAAAACUUUAAAGAUAACCAUACAGAAAUCUUUAUCAUUUCAGUUGUUUUAAGCAGUCUUUUUACAUUGGAUUUUGUUUUCUAAAAUAGUGUUUUCAAAGCUAUUGUAUAUUUGGUUUGCAAAACAAUUUGUAAGGUGAAUACUUUUUUUAUGUGCAUUUAAAGUGUAUUCUGAGUGAGGCUAUUUGUGUAUACUUUACGAAAAGGAAAUGUGUUGCUUUCACCUCAUGGUGUAAAAUAAAUCAAGUAAUAUGUAAAGCGUAGUUGUUAUGGCCUUUUGAUUGAAGAUGUUUGCUGGUAAGGCCACCUAUUGGCUUUAGGCUUUGUUUCAGUUCAGUUGUUUGUUUCCUAAGGAGAAUUUUAAAAUGUCUUCAUUUAAAUUGUUUUUGUUUCAUACCCUUUGGUAUUGUCCUCAGCUUUCUGCAUUAAAACUUGAUACAAACAGUGAAUACCUGAUGAAACACAUUUUUGUAGAUAAUUUUAAAUACUGUAUUUGCUAAUUUUCCCUAUUUAUUCAGAUGUAAACAGUUCUGAGUAUAUAGACUUUUUUGCGUUAUUUGCAUAGAGUGUUAUGCUAAACAGUAACACUUGAACACCAUCCACACACUGUUCCCACUUUUCUAUAGCUUGUUUGACUUAGAAAAUACAAUUAGCCUUUAUUCAUGGACCCUAGAUUUUAGAAUGUGAUGCAUAAACUUUUACAUUAAUAGGCAUAUACCUCAGAGUAAGAUAGUGUUUAAAAUCUCCAAACUUGGUUAUUAUUUAGGUACACUUUUCAAGCUUUGCAUUAAAUUCAUUUUUGAACACAUACUCUGAAUAGUUACUCCAUAGAAAAUAGCAGUUGAUCUGCUUUUGUAGGGCUUUUGUUUGUUUGAGAGUACUGUGUAAACAACAGCGCUUAAAAUAGGCUGUAACACAGGUUAAACAGUCAUACAGGGUUAAAAUUGCUUUGACCAAAACAGGCUAUAAUGCUUUUUUCCCUGUCCACACUACCUGACCAAACCAUUUGGCUUGCCUUGUGUGGCUUACAUGUGCAUAACUGGUGGAUCUUUAGUACAGAAGGUAUGUAGUGCUUACAGUGGAGUGCUGGUACCUAGUGGAUCCACAACUAGUGAACUUUGCUUGUCUACCAGUGUAUGUUCUGAGGAGAGAAGCUUCUGUCCAGUGGAAAUUUUAUUGGACUAGAUGUUGCCUCAGCUGAAGGGAGAUCUUGGUAGGUGUCGUGAGGUUGUGGAACGAAGAAGGGAGAAUGUGUUCAAGUAGAACUUGGAGAGUGAAUGGGCACUCCAGUAAAGAAAUUAACGUCGAAAGCACAAAGUUAGCUGACAUAACUACAGUGAAGAAACUUAUCACUAGUAGAAGUGGAGAACAGUUCAUUUUAUGACUUAAUAGAAGGAAGAAGAUGAAACAACUUUAUGAAAAUUGACAUUUCAAAACUGAAUGUACAAUUUAUUGGUUCAGCUGUAAUUUUCCCAUUUGAUGGUAAAUUUAAUUUUUUUUUUUAUUUUGUAUAAACAGGAUUUACUGUUUAAUUCUGGGAUAUCUUAAUAUAAUGGCUUAUAUUGCAGACAUACGUGGAAGUCCUGUUCUGCAAAGUGCCAUACACAGACUGUUCCCAUGCUGCAGAGUUCAUAAUUCAAUACAAAUGCUAUAUGAAGGGUGAGGGAAGGUGAAUUCAUUGAAUUAAGUAUAUAUUGUUUAACUUAAAUAUUAUAUUAGAUACUUCCAUCUACUUUUUAACUUACCAGUUCUUGAGAUAGUUCAAAGUUAAGAUCUCUUUUUGUAUAGCCCAGGAAAUCUGAGUUUGAGAGCUAAGAGAGGAUGAAUAGAAGGGUGAAGAGAUGUAUUGUGGUAGCUGACACGUUUUGGGGCACAACUUCCUUUGAGUGACUACUAAUGGCAUGUAGGGACACUUGGACCAAAUAGUAUAAAUGAAAUAUCUGCUAGAAUUUCUCAGAUCAGUGAAUCAAAUAAAUUGCUUUAGAUCGCUAUUGACAGGUUCUAGGUCUUUUUUUUAUUUGCAGUGUAUCUGUAUUUUUUCUUUAAAUCUGACUGCAACCAGAUUUCAACUUUUUACCUCAAAACUUCCAUGUGGCUACUUUAAAGUGCAUGAUUGUCAUAAUAGUGGGAACAUUAUCAUAAAUUAGAUUGCUGUGAUAGGAGGUCAUUAGAUGGCAGUUGUGUAUCAGAGUACAAUAUAACUGUGUUCAGAAAGGUGGAGAAUUAAGUUAAUUCAUUUUUGGAGGGUAAGUGAAAAAACUUUAAUAUAGUGAUUAGUUCUGUUGUGAAAACUGAUGGUAGAGAUGUUCAAAUAAAUUAGUAUUUGUUAAUCAAGAGCUAUUAGUAAGGGGGUUAUUUAUAAGAACUGAAUUUGUGGAGAUAAUUGCUAGAGCUGUUUAUCCUAUUUUACUUGAUAAAACUUUUUUAUUUUACUUAGAUUGUGUGUGGAAAAUAGUUUUCUCUCUGAUGGGUAUAUAUUUCUGCCUGUAAUACUGAUUGAAAUAUAUUUUACUUGUGCCGGUUUUAACAUCUGCAUGUCCUACAAAAAAGAUAACUAGAUAAACCAGUCAGUUUCACAAAUGAGCUCCAAAUAGAACACUAAUUGUGAGGAAGUUCUUUGCACCUCAACUAACUGAUGGUUAGUUGACAUAAAUUUGACACUUUGUGUUAUUUUGAAAUUAAUGGUUGUGAUUUGUCAUGUGUUGUCUAUGGCUGUAGUUUUCCUAAUUUGAGAAGAAAAUUCAAUUUUCUAAUACAGAUUAUUUUCUUGCAGGAAAAAAAGUAGUAGUUAGGAUACACGUAGAAGUGUCCAUGGAAGAAAACUGCAUGUAUGAAAAGACUAAUAUGAGAUAAAAAUAAAUGCUGCUCCCUUUCCCUAUGAAGUUGCAAAAGGAAAAAAUAAAAGAUGCAUUUGGUUCUUGAUAUUUAUGCACGGCGUAUUGGCAAUGUUUUAUAAUUUACACCUACUAUGGAGUAUAGGAAGAAACAUGCAUCAGAGUUAGAGCUGCCAAAGUACCGUAUGUAUGCUAAAUCAAACUGUUAUGUAUGAUGUUGCUCUUAUGUAGAGACGUUCAUAUUGAAAUUAAACAAAUGUAGUACUGAGUUUGAUAUUUCUGUUAAAGGAAAUGCCCCAGUAACGUACUUAUGUGAUCUGUUAUAAAAAUAAAAAAUAA